CUCUGCUCCAACUGAACACAAUUAUUUUCAGGUUCAAUAGAAGACACAUCAGAAUCAUCAUAGAAAUGUCUCUAGGCUCUGUUGUCAUUCUUUACUCACUUUAUUUAAUGUCAGUGGCAGGACAGAAAUUGGACAAUAAGAUGACAUUGAUUAGGAAACGGGGACAGCCUGUCAUCUUCAGCUGCCAAAACAUUGAUCAGAAUUGCAAUUAUGUCUACUGGUACCAGAAGAAGGAGGGAGAACCUUUCAUUCUGAUCCUCCGCAUACAAAGUGGUUACUGCACUGUCUAUUCAGAUUACAACCAUCCUCAAAAAGGUGAAUUCUCAGCCAUGAGACAAAGUAAGAACUGUAAUCUGAAGAUCCAGUCAGUUACAGUGUCCCAUUCUGCCACCUACUUCUGUGCCUGCUGGGACUCGUCAACCCACAAUGACUGUAAAUGUUCUUGUGUCUCUUUAAAAUCAGACAAUCGUGUACAAAAACCAAAAGUGACGGUCUACCAAGUGUCCAAACCUGAGCCGAACAGGAAAACCACCCUGCUAUGUCUGGCUAGAGACAUGUUUCCAGACUUGGUCAAGAUUUCAUGGAAGAUGGUGGAUACAAACGUCCGAACAAUGGAGGUGCCCAAAGCAGAGAUGGAAGAGCUGGUGCAGAGAGAGGAAGGGCGGACGACAAGUAUGAUCAUCAUUGAUAAAGAGAAGACGUACAAGAACAAAUACAUCUGUUCUGUGGAGCAUAAAGGGGGCCCUCAAGAUGUUGACAUACCAACAGAGGAACCAACUGAAGCUCCUCCAACCACCAUGGCUGCACCAACCACUCUGCAUGUUACCUGUGAGGAUCCAACUGAAGCUCCUCCAUCCACAAAGGCUGCACCAACUGCUCUGCAGGCUACAAACGAUUCCUUCCAGUCGACAUGCAGUCUCAACCUGGCCUCUCUGGUUUACACAGUGAUGAUCGUGAAGAGCAUGGUGUACUGCUGUGCACUCUCUCUCCUGCUGCACAACAGGAACCUGGGAAGUAGACCCAGCACCAGUAGACCCAUUCACUGAAAGGAUAUGCUGUAGUGGGCUGAGAACAACAGGGAUUUUACACCCCAUUGUGGUCUCAAUUUGUGUUCCUUUUAUUUUUUUCCUGCUUUAUUUUUUAAAUGCUAAAAUAUUGUGAGCCAUAGAUUUACACUUCAAUAGCUAAUUAUGACAUUAAUUGCAGAACAUUUCAUUUCUAUUUCCAAUUACUUCAACUGCCAAUUAUGACAUUAAUUGCAGAACAUUUAAAUUGAGUAUAUUGUAUUUCCCUCCUUAACAUUUAAAUUAAUAUCACAUUUUACUUUUGAUGAUUGUGGGAGCUACACACUGCAGACACUUGAAUAAAGAUUAACUUAACGUUUUCAGAAAAUUAAGGAUAGGACAUCUUUAAGGUAGAUCCUUAUGGUUAAAAUGUAGAUUGUUUUAUGAAUGUUGCCCUGCAUUAUCUGUCAUAGUGGGAAAUUACACAACUAUAUUUGAUUUACACAAAAUAUUUAACAAAAUAUUAAAUCUAUCAAAAUAUUUUAUGAUUAAAUAUGCAUGCCCAUGAGUUCUAAAUAUGUAUCAUUAUCCAAAAUAAUAUUUAGUAUGUUGUCAUGUGUGUAAUGAAGCGUAGUAUAUAUGUUUUUAAGAAAUUAGAGUACGUUUUUUUAACAUAGUAUUUUGUAUCUUAAUUCAAUUAUUAAAUGAAAUUACAAUUAAUAAUACAAUACAAUACUUUUAUUUUACUUUAAAGAACUAUAUUGUGACUGCUUAUUGAGCAGACAAAAUGCUAAAUGAGUGAAAUCAUUAAUUUGUGCUUUUUUACAUUUAUACAAUGUUUUUUUUUUUUUUUUUACAUUGAUAAGACUUGUUUAAAGAGUGAUAUUUUCCUUGCGUAAGAGGGCCUAUCUAGUGAGCAGUGUUUCUCAAAAGAAGCAUAUCCUUUCACGUAGGGAUGGGUUUAAGAAUCGCUGCCUUCGUGGUUCAACUGUACUGUUUUGUAUGAGGAAACUGUCACCAUAAUAGAAAAUAAAAGUUACUUAAAAACC
Oncorhynchus nerka (sockeye salmon) is the source of this 2053-nucleotide messenger RNA. RefSeq names its product immunoglobulin lambda-1 light chain-like. NCBI's taxonomy places the organism in Eukaryota, Metazoa, Chordata, Actinopteri, Salmoniformes, Salmonidae. The record is from RefSeq and is a predicted model, not a curated record. The transcript is spliced from 6 exons. Bases 66 to 1046 code for a protein of 326 amino acids.